AUGUCGAGACCAGAAGACCUUCUCCCGUAUGCAUAUGGCCAAAGCUCGGAACGAGUAUAGAAGCAUGGCUGACAGCCUUCCAGACCCGAUGUAUUCUACAAUGACUCAGAGUCGCGAAAAUACACCACCUCCUCCCGGAUCAAAAACAUCCAGGCAGACAUGACAAACCGUGCCCUGGAACUGCUCGACCUCCAGGAACCUUCCUUCAUCCUAGACGUGGGCUGUGGCUCGGGCCUCUCGGGGGAGAUACUAUCCGACGUCCCCUCAGAAGAAGGCGGACCACACACAUGGGUGGGAAUGGACAUUUCCUCCUCGAUGCUGGCACAAGCGCUAGAACGCGACGUCGAGGGCGACAUGCUCCUCGCAGACAUCGGACAGGGGAUCCCCUUCCGGGCAGGCUCCUUCGACGCCGCAAUCUCCAUCUCCGCGAUCCAAUGGCUCUGCAACGCGGAGACCUCCGACGUCUCCCCCGAGGGCCGCCUCAAACGCUUCUUCGACGGCCUCUACGCCGCCCUCAGACGCGGCGGCAAAGCCGUGUGCCAGUUCUAUCCCAAAAACCCGCAGCAGCGAUCCAUGAUCUCCAACGCGGCGAUCAAGGCGGGCUUCGGCGCCGGCAUCCUCGAAGACGACCCGGCAACCAAGAACGUGAAAGUGUACCUCGUGCUCUCCGUCGGCGGCGGCGACGUCACCGGCGCCGUGCGCGGGAUGAGCGAUGUGGACGUCUACGACGCGCGCCGGAAAGAGCGCAAACGCGGCAAGGAAGUCGACAAGAAGAAGGGCAGCAAGGCGUGGAUCCUGCGCAAGAAGGGCCAGAUGGAAGCCAAGGGCAAGGUGGUCAAGGCCAGUUCGAAGUACACGGGCAGGAGGAGGAAGACGGCGUUCUGA
Messenger RNA from Lecanosticta acicola, 885 nucleotides. Lineage: Eukaryota; Fungi; Ascomycota; Dothideomycetes; Mycosphaerellales; Mycosphaerellaceae. The record is from the annotation of a GenBank genome assembly.